Messenger RNA from Perca fluviatilis (European perch), 1410 nucleotides. RefSeq lists its product as uncharacterized. Lineage: Eukaryota; Metazoa; Chordata; Actinopteri; Perciformes; Percidae. The record is from RefSeq and is a predicted model, not a curated record. Bases 1 to 1287 code for a protein of 428 amino acids. The transcript has 5 exons.
AUGGGGCACCGCCGAUCCUUCAUCGGCUUCCAAGCCGGCCCCGGUGCUCCAGAGCCCGGGCGCAACGCUGCUGACCCUCGAAACAUAUUUAAGAGAAAAUUUAGGAAGAAAUUGGUGAAUGAGGCCCAAUAUCAUUAUACCAAUAAUAAUGAUUUGUACGGUUAUUUAGUUCUCAAUACAGCCUUCACAUCAACAGAGGACUUUUACAAAAAUGAGGACAACAAUUGCCCAUACUGCAAUGUUGCCACAGUGGCAACGAGAGACCAUCUAAAUAAGGUCCAUUUAAAAUAUGCAGUGUGCUUCAGAGACAAUGCAGUUGACACUUUUAGUAUACCCUGUCACUGUGAGGUGAAGCUAGCACAAAGGAGCCAUUGGCACUGUCCCAAGUGCCAAUCCGUCAUACAAAGAAAACAUUCUUUUGAAAAACAUCUGAAGACACAUGGGUUGAUUCUUCAGAGUAAGACACUCCUCCCAGAUUUGUUCUCUGUGAAAGAGAAGCCAGUGGAAUCUGAGAAACGGAACUGUAAAUCUUUUAAGUGUCCUGCAUGUGAUGCAUGUUUUUCUAGUGCACCUACAUUAAGAAGACACGAGUUGGACAAACACAAGAAAGAAACGGAACCCAUCUUGCUUGUGGAUGAAGAGAGAGGGAUUUUUGUUACAGCACAGGACAAGUCUGGACCACGGACCAUAAUUCAUGUGUCCAAGUCCUUUUCUAGGCAGGUCCUUGACUGCGAAGUGCCAAGCUGCAGGGAGUUUAUGGCCAUGGCAAUGGGCAGAGAAUGCAUACAUUUGGACAGAGUAAAGCAUUUCCAGUACCACCAGCCACCUCCUCUGCUGCAGACUACGGUAAUUGAGGAGAUGUUCGAAAAGGGGCUGAUUUCCAGCACUACUAAACAGGAAUGCACAAACCUAAAUGACAGAGCCACACAGGAUGGGACUCAAUGUGUAUAUCCUGUGUUUUUUGAUGAACACGGAUAUUCGGGCAGUAAAGUAAACUUUUCCGUGUACACCUCAAAAGUGGACAGUUGGUGUUGUUUUGGCAGAACAAGAGUGACACUGGACACUGGAAGUAGAAAGUGGACAUGUCGCUGCAAAGGCACAAAGAGAAGAAUGUGUGUCCACAUUUAUGUCUCGUUGUGUUGGACCUUCCAGGAAAGACGACACCUCCUACGUGACAAUGACAGGGACGUGGACUUCAGUAGUGACACUGACAAUGAUCUCUACAGUGAAGAUAUGGAGCCAAGCCAUUUUGAAAGUGAAAAUAAAAUUUGUUCAGAACAGAUUUAAAAAAUUGUAGAAUACUUGUGUAACUGCAAAGAAAUGCCUCCCAAACUACCAGAGGAGUUGCAAAAUAAUGCAGCAAACAUCCCACAGAAGUUCUCACCUGAAGAAACCAAGUGCCCGUACUGU